CUGCUAGGGGCUACCUAUGAGGUAGAUAUUAUGGUUUCUUUCACAGAUAAGAAAACUGAGUCUCAGAGGAGUUACAGCCCUUGCUGAAGGUCACACAACCACUUACUAAGAUAUCAUUAAAACCCAGGUUGGCUUGACUCAAAGAUCACGCUCUUCACCACUUCAUUCACACUACUUCAAUAACUAUGUUUGAGUUUAGUAAAGUCACUUAACUUUCCCAGCCUUACCUUCCUUCUCUGUAAAUAAGGGAAUUAGACUUAAUACCUUAGAUCCCAUCCAGCUGCAAAACCUUCUCAGAUAAAUCUAGAUAGGCCAGUAUCCUACAAGUUAUACCAGGCUCAAUUAUUGUCUAUUGCUCCCCAGAGCUCCCUUCCUAACAUUCAUUAACAGGGCUAUUAAAAAACAAAAUAUGUCAGGCCAUUUGUAAUAAUAUACAUCAUCACAGAAAAACAGGUUGGAUCUUAUUUCUUUUAAAGUCUCUGGGGCUUUUAACCAAAGGCAACUGAGUUCCUUCCCAGGGAAUUCCGUUAAGCAUUUAUUUUGCAUUCUGUGCCUUUGAAUUAUGGUGUUGGCAAAGAAUACUGAAUACACCAUGGACUGCCAGAAGAACAGACAAGUCUGUCUUGGAAGAAAUACAGCCAGAGUGCUCCUUGGAAGCAAGGAUGGUGAGACUUCAUCUCACAUACUUUAGACAUAUUAUCAGGAGGGAACCAGUCCCUGGAGAAGGACAUCAUUCUUGGUAAAGCAGAGGGUCAGCAAAAAAGAGGAAGACCCACAACGAAACGAAUUGACAAAGGGGCUGCAACAAUGGGCUUGGACAUAACAGAUUGUAAGGAUGGGACAGGAGCAGGCACUGUUUCAUUCUGCCGUACAUAGGGUCACUAUGAGUUGGAACGGACUCAACAGCACCUAACAACAAACCAACUCUAUGCCACCAUUCCAACCUCAUCUCCACACUCUUCUUCCCCUGUCCCUCCACAGCUUCCCACUGCCAUGCCCACCCCCACCCCUAGCCUCCUCCUUACUGAACCAGACCAUUCAUGAGAGGAUUCCCUGUCAUUACACAGACAGUUGCCUCUGGCUGGAAUUCUUCAUUUUUCCCUUGACCUGGCAAAAUCCUCAUCCUUCCAGUUUCAGAUCACCUCAUCUUUUAUGAAGACUUCCCGGCUCCCAUACACAUAGCCUGAGUGUACACACUUCUCUUUGUUCACAUCCUGGUGAUAGCAUUUACCACUCUGUACUAUGCUCACCUCCUUUCUCGGACACCUCAAGGGAGAGAUUUUGUCUUCCUCAUCAUUGAAUCAGGAGUCCUUAAUUCCUUUUACCUGGCUCUUAAUAGGAUAAUUAAAUGUUUGUAGCAUGAGUAAAUAAAAUCAUACUCUCUUAGAGAAUUAAUGCCUUCUUUUCUAAAAUAUAUUUCUUUAGUCAAUAACCACUCUCCAGGUGCCUACAAUCAACAAUAGACUAUGAUAGACAGAGUGAUGGAAGAUAGCAUGGAAGCUCAUCGAUUAAAUAAAAAUAAUAUAACCAAAAAAAAAAAAAAAAAAAACUCCCAAACCCAUUGCUGUUGAGUCGAUUCUGACUCAUAGUGACCCAAUGGGACAGAGUAGAACUGUGUGCCCCUUAGUGUUUCCAAGGAGCGGCUGGUGAAUUCGAAUUGCCAGCCUUUUGGUUAGCAGCCGAGCUCUUAACCACUGUGCCACCAGGGCUCCUUAAGAGAAUUGUUAGAACAAAUAAGGAUAAAUGUAAAGGGCCCAGUACAGUGCCUGGAUCCUGAGAGUCCCCAGUGCUGGAUUAGGAGGUAGAAUAGCUUAAUGGCUAAGAGCUCAAACUCUGCAGCCUGAUUCUAUGGGUUUCCUUACCUGCUCUGAGACCAUAGGCAAGUUACCUACCUCUAAAGUUCCUUACUAGUGAAAUGAGAAUAAUAAUAGUAGCUACCUUAUAGGGUUGCUGUAAGACCUAAAAGAGUUCAUAAAUGCAAAACAUUUAGAAUAGUACCUAGCACCAAUGAAGCAGGAGAUCCCCAAAUUUCUUUGAAUAGAUUUGUCAUUUCAAAAAUAAGCAUUAGGUUUAUCCAGUGACCCAGAAGUUCCACUCAUGGAUAUACACCACCCAGAAAUAAACAUUUACAUCCAACAAAAACAUAGAAGAAUGUAUAUUCAUACGAUGUGAUACUACACAACAAUGAAAUGAAAAUGAUCAAAUUAUUGCCAAACACAUGGAUGAAUCUCAUAGACAAUGUUCAGCAAAAGAAUACAGACACAAAUGAAUUCAUACUGUGUGAUCCCAUUUACAUGGAGUUCAAAAAACAGGUAAAACUUACCUAUGGUGAUAAAACUCAGAAGAGCAGUUACCUUUGGAAGGGUGGUACUGAAUUCACUGGGUACAAGGGAGCCUUCUGAAGUGCUGGGAAUUUUCUAUAUCUUGAUAUGGGUGUAUUCAUAUAUGAAAUUAAGCUGUACACUUAAGAUUUAUGCAGUUUCCUAUACGUAUAUUAUACCUCAAUAAACUAAUUUUUUUCGAUGAAUGCAUUGAAGUAAUCAUUGUGGGGGAAAAAUCAGUACUUUGUUGGGUAUCUCAAUCUUCAUGUUAUAGAUUAGUUUUUAUUGUUUGUUUUGUUUUGUUUAAUUACACAUGAACUGGCCGCCAUAAUCUCUUAGUGCGUGAAGUCUCUAAAGUCUUAAUCUGGCCAUGACAGACCUUCACUAAAUAGUAGUUAUUGUUAUGACUAUGUUUUUGUUAGAAACAAAGGCACUAAGCUUAUCCUAUGGAGCUUGCAAUUUGCAAAGCUUUCAUUUAUUUUUACAACAGGAAUAAUAAUGAUGUCAGCCCUUUCCAUUCAUACAUUCAUUCAUUCACCCAUCCAACACAUUUUAUUGAGCAUGUAAGUACACCAAUGGAAACUCUGGUGGUGUGGUGGUUAAGAGCUAUGGCUGCUAACCAAAAGGUCGGCAGUUUGAAUCCACCAGGUGCUCCUUGGAAACCCUAUGGGGCAGUUCUACUCUGUCCUAUAGGGUCACUAUGAGUCAGAAUCGACUCGACGGCAAUGGGUUUGGGUUUUUGGUAAGUACACCAACACUGUACUUGGCAUCACAUCUAGAAUUCAGUGAAUACCAUUCCAAAUGCCUGGAUCUCUCUUCGCCUGGAUCUCUGCAUGGUUAUCUCUCUCUAUUCAUUCAAAUCACUUUUUAAAUGCCACCUCCACAGCAAGGGCUUCCCUAACCACAGCCUCCAGCCACAGCACCCCCCACCCCAACAUAUUAAUGUCUUUUAUUUUCUUCACAGUACUUAUCACUAAAAUUAUCUUGUUUAUUUAUUUAAAUGUUUAAUCUUCUGUUCUUCAUGCUAUUAGAACUUAAGAUCCAAAAGAAAAAAGUACUUAUCUAUCUCAUCAUGUGUAUAUCCCUGGUGACUGGCACAUCAUACAUGCUUAAAAUACAGCUGUGAGAAAUCUUGGAAAAUUUUAAUUGCUAAAAACCAUAACAUUGUUGGGCUCUAUCAGGGGAAAAGUAGAUCAUGUUGUCCUCAUGAGAAAACUGAAGAGAAGUGAUUUCCUCAGUUGUCACUGGAUUAGCAAGUUACAGGGCCCUGACUAAAAAGAAGUCCUAUAGAUUUCAUCUCUUUAGCAGCUUUCCAAUCAAUUUACUUCUCUCCAGCCCAUCUCCUGCCUUUACUCAGGUUAUCUUUCACCCAGACUACUGCAAAAGGUUUUUCUACUCCUCUCCCUGCCUUCCUCUGUUCUUAGAAAGGAAUAAGAUGAAGAGUUUUCGUGCUGUCCCUUCUUGGACUGUUCCCCUAGAUCUCCUCUUGGAAAUUUUCUCUGUCUGCCAAGUCUGGGUGACAUGCCUCCUAGCAACCCGUACUGAGUCCCAUCAUAGAACUUGGCACACAUAAUUGCAGACUGUUUGCUAACUUGUCAUCUUGAGUCGAUUCUGACUCAUAGCAACCCUAUUUUAGAACGGGGUAGAACUGCCCCAUAGGGUUUCCGUGGAGCGGCUGGUGGAUUCCAACUGCCGACCUUUUGGUGAGCAGCCGUAGCUCUUAACCACUGUGCCACCAGUGCACCUCCUUGGUGUUAAAAAUCCGUUGCGUCGAGUCAAUUCCGACUCAUAACGACCUUGGGGUUAACCAAAAAAACCAAACCCACUGCCGUGGAGUCGAUUCUGACUCAUAGCGACCCUAUAAGACAGAGUGGAACUGCCCCCAUAGAGUUCCCAAGGAGCGCCUGGCAGAUUUGAACUGCUGACCUCUUGGUUAUCAGCUGUAGCACUUAACCACUAUGCCACCAGGGUUUCUGACCUUGGGGUUAAGGAGCCUAUCUAUUCCCCAGCCUUCCGCUAUUGGUCAGGCACACAAUCACACAAUAACUAUGUAUUCGGUGAUUGGAACGGACUUCCAUUUUCUUAUAUGUAAAAUAAAGGAGCUGGGCUAGAUGAUCUACAUGACACUUUGGCAAUAAAAUGGAACAAAUAAUCCUAACUCCAAUGGCCCAGGAGCUCCGUUUUUCUUUGCGUUCCGGGGAAUUCGAAUCUCUUGACAACCUCACCAGCGGGAGAGACUACAGUUCCCAUGAACCCUCGGAGCACCACGUGGCACCUGCCCCUUCUACCAUUGCGUAACAAGGACUCCAUUUCCCAGCGUGCCUCGGGACACCAGGCCUGCAUUUGCCCGAAGAACGUCCGGAGUCCAGGCUCAGAACAGGGACGGCAGUAGCCAAGGCUGAGCGGCAGCCGAUGCUGAGUGGGCGGCUGGUCGCGAGUCUGGUCUCCAUGGCCGGCCGCGUCUGUCUGUCCCGGGGCAGCGCGGGAGCGGGGACCGUCGGUCCGGUGGAAGCUGCCAUUCGCGCGAAGUUGGAGCAGGCUUUGAGCCCCGAGGUACUGGAGCUGCGCAAUGAGAGCGGCGGCCACGCGGUCCCACCAGGCAGCGAGACGCAUUUCCGCGUGGCAGUGGUGAGCUCUCGCUUCGAGGGACUAAGUCCUUUGCAACGGCACCGUCUGGUCCACGACGCGCUGUCAGAGGAGCUGGCGGGUCCGGUGCACGCACUGGCCAUCCAGGCGCGGACCCCAGCCCAGUGGAGGGAAAACCCUCAACUGGACACGAGCCCCCCUUGCCUCGGUGGAGACAAGAAAACUCGAGGAACCCCAUGAACCCCAAAGGAGCGGGAGGAUCACGAUCUGGGUGGGCUGGGCGAGAAGAAAUGCAGUCUGGGAUUUAUAAGGGGUGAGCACGACUCCUGAGCCCCAUUCGACUGGCACAUACAUAUUUUCCGGAGAUAGCAACUCAUUUCAAGCCAAAGCUAACCCAGGGAAAGGACAGAAUCACUACUGCUCUUGCCCUGGACUAUUCUCAAAAGGCUGCCCAGUUGUUAGAUGUUUGUGACCAAGGGAGGCCUGAUGAGUUGGAAACAGUCCUUUGCAUUAAAACAGAAACUAUCAUAUGAGGUGCA
Messenger RNA from Loxodonta africana (African savanna elephant), 5446 nucleotides. It is a transcript of the gene BOLA1, whose product is annotated as bolA family member 1. The record is from RefSeq and is a predicted model, not a curated record. The coding region runs from base 4734 to 5147 and encodes 137 amino acids. Gene Ontology annotation, cellular component: mitochondrion. Lineage: Eukaryota; Metazoa; Chordata; Mammalia; Proboscidea; Elephantidae. The transcript is spliced from 2 exons.